Molecule: messenger RNA, 435 nt
Organism: Blepharisma stoltei
Lineage: Eukaryota; Ciliophora; Heterotrichea; Heterotrichida; Blepharismidae
Source: the annotation of a GenBank genome assembly
AUGGGAGAUAGACCAUUUUCUAUGGCAGAGUGCAAGGAAUUCUUUGACUUCAUUGAUGUUGAUAAGUCAGGGACUAUUGAUAUUCAGGAAAUUCAGAGGCUUUUGAGGGUACUUAAUUUCGACGAUAAUAUUCAUUUUGCGGAAAGGAUCAUGUUGGAAGCCAAUCAAAGCGGAUCGAGGGAGAUAGGCUGGGAAGAUUUUUACAGAACGGUGAAUCCAACUAAGUCAAGCAAUUAUACGAAUCAAGAGGUUUUAAGGGCUUUUCAAUUCUUUUCAGGCAAAAACUCACCACCAAAUAAGAUUCAUAAAGAUCAACUUGAGCAGGUGCUUUUGGAAUGCAGGCCUGAGAGAGAAGUGAAAAUUAUUUUGAAGCAGUUACCUUUUGACCAUCAAGGAUAUUUGAACUACAAUGAUUUUGUUAAUACUUAUAACUAA